UCGGGUUUCUUCGGCUUUCAUGCAUGUUGCGCCGCGGCUGUGAAACCGAUUAUUUACCCCCGUGCUAUGAUUUAUCUCGGAUAAUAAUCCUUUGUCGCUGCUUCGUCCUCUAAGAAGCACCAGCCGAAGGAGAACUAAGGCAGCGUGCAUUCGGUCCCGCUCCCCUCCGUGUCGGACUGCCCGGUGUCAGGUGUAAGGUGCCGGAGUGACUCGGAGCCGUGAUGUUCAACCCGCACAUCCACCAGCAGCAGCACCACCAGCAGCAGCAGUUCCACCAGCACCUCCGGCAGCUACAGCAGCUCUUCCAGCAGCAGCCUCCGCCUCCUCCUCCGCCGCAGCCUCAGCCGCCUCCGGGCCACCACAUCCCCCAUCACCACCAGACGCCCCGAGCGAUGCCCGUCCCUCCUCAGACCGCCCCUCCGCCCAGGAUGGUCAACCUGUGCCAGGCCACCCAGACCACCAUCAUCGCCCCCAACCCCAUGCUGCAGGGCGCCAUCCUGAUGCAGCAGAUGCAGGGGAACAUGCGGAGCUUCGGGAUGGGCGGCCAGCAGUUCAGGCAGUUCUUCGCGGCGGGCGCCCGGUCGUCCCUGCUGGGCCCCGUCCCCAUGGGCAUGGCCAUGAAGUCCCCCAUGAUGGGUUUCCCGGCAGCCCGGCCGUUCCACCCGCACGCCCGCUACUACAACAGCAGCGCCACGGCAGCCCCCGCCGCCAGCGCGGCGGCGGCGCCCUCUGUGGCGCCCUCCGUGGCGUCCUCGUCCUCCACCUCGGACUCUGCCGCUCGCCCGCCUGACCGGAAGAGAGACAGCGAUCAGCUGGCAGCAGGAAGUGCAGACGAGCAGCCGGCGGCGGCGAGCAGCACCGCCGAAGCGUCGGACAAAACCCUGACAGAUGGCGCCGUGGGGGCAGCGGACGAGCCCACUGCGACCCCAGACGAGCGAGACGAGCCGGCGGCGAAGAAGCAGAGGACAGACGGGGAGGAUCAGUCCAAGGAGCCGUGUGCGCCUCAGCCCGGCGCCGGGCCGGGCGCCGGCCGCUCCCUGGACGUGACCGCAACCAGCACCAGCCUCCAGUCUGAAGACUUUCCUCUGGAGGACGGGGGGCUCACGGAGGGCACGGCUGAGGAAGAGGCUGGCGGCGGUCUGGCCCCGUCGUCGUCCCUCGUGAUGGACGAGGACGACCCGCAGGCCCCUCCCCCCGCGGAGGACUCCCCCCCGGCCUCGCCGGACCGCCCGGACGAGGAGGGCGGAGCCGAGGACGCCAACAAGUUCUACUGCUACCUCUGCAGCAUCACCUGCCACAACCAGCACAACUUCAGGAGUCACAUGAACAGCAUCGCCCACCAGCAGAGGAUGAUGGAGAUUCAGCACAUGAGCAACGCCUGCCUGGUGACGCUGCUGCCGCGGGUUCAGGAGUCGCUGCAGGGCGCCAGCAGAGACGGAGAGAGGAAGUCGGACUCGAAGCGCCUGUGUCCGACGUGUCGCACGCACUUCUCCGGCAGCACGGCGGAGCACCGCCGCACCCUGGAGCACAAGCUCGCCAGCAGCGCCAACAUCUCGUCCUGCGCCGUCUGCAAGAAGCACUUCAAGACGCCGCAGGCGUUCCUGGAGCACCUGCAGUCGCAGGAGCACAGGCAGAAGCUCCAGGAGAAAGGCUGCGAGGCCUUCAGCAAGCUGGCCGCUCUGGACACGGAGGGCUUCUCGCUGGAGGAGGACGAGGCAGGAAGUGACGCGGAGGGCAGCGGCGAGGGCGGCCGGGCGGCCGGACGGGACGUCUGGUCGUCCCUCGAUGAAGUGACCCUGAACGACUUGACGGGCGACGAGCAGCACGACCCCGACACCGUCUACGGCUCCAGCUUCCUGGUCCCGGUCACCGGGUUCAUCUGCGGACUCUGCAACAAGUUCUACCACUUCGAGUCGUCGGCGCUGCGAACCCACUGCAAGUCGCUGCAGCACUUCCAGAACCUGCAGCGGUACAAGGCGCUGGCGGGGCAGAAGCAGGAAGUGGUCUCGUGUCCCGGAGAGUCUCUGCUCGCCGCGGUGGAACCGUCCGCCGACUGUCCGCUGGAGCUGCUGGAGCCGGACGAGGACCUCGCCCCCGCUGGACACGAUACCCGGAGACCGGAGGAGGAGCCCCGGCCGCCCUCGCUGGAGGACGCAGACCAGGACUUGAGCCUCCUCCAGGAGGGCGAGGAGCUCUCCUUCCUGGAGGAGGCGGCCAGCAGCUCGCAGGACGCCGACUCGGACGCGAACGCCGCCGCCGCCGCCCCCGAGGAGGAGGAGGAGGAAGAGGCGGAGGAGGCGGCGCCUGCCGCUCCGGGGAGGAGGAGCAGCGGCGGGAAGGCCAGAGCGCCCAGACGCCGGUCGGGGCGCGCCGCCAACAGACGCUGAGCGCCGCCGGGCGCGGAGCGCCAUCAGAUCACCGACACGGGGCGUGACGAGGUGCUUCACCAAGCCCCGCCCCCGCCCCGCCACUCCUCACAGGCCGGGGAAGCACGAGGUGAUGCAUUCUGGGUAACCGUUCAAGUAUUGACUCCCAGCUGUCUCUGAAACACACACACACACACACUCCCCAUUUAACACUCAGCGCCGACGCAUUUUUAACGUCUGUUGUCGGGACUCGGCAGCACCGCCCGGUGGACGGCGGCGGUAACGGCACGCCGCCCCUUUAACCGCUGAUGUCCCCGUUUCUCCCUCGCUAACCUGAGAGGGAGAAACCAGACGACCCGGCAGGCCGUUUGUUGUUGUUGUUGUGGUUUACUGCUCAGGGCAGGACGGACGUUAAACCGGGAUGGACGGAGGAGCCGUUCAAGUCCUCGGCUCAUGUUAGCACUUUCAGCUCAGCUUGGUUUGUUUGGUUUUUUUACUUCUUCAUGCUAAAACUGAAGGAAAUCCUUGGUUUUUUUCACUCUUUCUAGCGUGUAGGGUUGAUUUUGCCGCUGUAGACUCGCUGGUCAUGGCUUUGAUUUGAAAUGUGCCUGGGAUUUAGAAAGUCUCUUUUGUUUUAUUUCUGUGACUGGUUCACACGUUUCAUUUCAUUUCCCACCCGGAAGCUUCCGCAGGUCCUCCAGGAAGGUCGGUCGUUCAUAAAAAAAGAAUAUGAAACGUCACGUGUGGGAGACUGAUGCAGCCGAGGCGUCGUCCACAUUUCCGACUUUGUUUUUUACUUUUUUCUUUUUUUUUAAUUAGCGAGCUGAAGCGUAGAAUGUAACCAAGCAGAUUUUCUUAUAAAAUUUAAAAAUGAAGAAAAAAAAAAAUAGAGGAAAAAGUGUGAGAGUGGAGUUGAAGUGAGAAAUGUUGCAUUUGGAAUGGGAUGGUUCUCCAUCCGGGGCAUUUCCUUUUCACCUUUCUUUUUUUUUUUUUUUUUAAUAAUUUCUCGACAUUGUUGUGGUUGUUUCACCGACAUCGUCAGUUUUUCACUCGACCAUCUGCAAUAAGGACGUUUUUGUGUGUAUGUGUGUGAGUGUGUGUGUGAUUAGGAGUUAAGGAGGAAAAAUCCUUAGUAAAUCUGAAUUUAUCAACCAAAACCUGUUUGACAGCCGUACGAGAUCCUCUGAACACCACGGAAAAAGGAAAAAGCUGCGGAUCUAUUGAAUCACCAGUGAAAUUCAGACCCCUCUCUUGGUCUCUGGUGUCCCUCCAGCGGGCCCCGGGACCUUAGGUUGAGCAUCACAGUUUUGGGACACACUUGACUACGUGAAGGUAGAAUGCUACUUUAGCGGGCUAACACAGAAGCAAAAGUAACCCUGUUCCACCACGUCGUCAUGGCGACGGCCUCAUCCGCGUUUCACAGCAGCAGGAAAGACGCGGAUGAUUUCCAAGAAAAGGUUUCUUAUUGUAUUUUUAUUCAGCUACUGACACACUGAGACGAACAAGCAGGCCAUGUUUUCUAACUGCUGGAGGUUUAACGUAUUUUUGGAUGGAUUUUUUUUUUUUUUUUUUGUUUUUCCGGAUUGGAAAUC
Molecule: messenger RNA, 3958 nt
Organism: Salarias fasciatus (jewelled blenny)
Lineage: Eukaryota; Metazoa; Chordata; Actinopteri; Blenniiformes; Blenniidae
Product: surfeit locus protein 4
Exons: 16
Coding region: 222-2387 (721 amino acids)
Biological process (GO): Golgi organization
Cellular component (GO): nucleus; endoplasmic reticulum-Golgi intermediate compartment; membrane
Molecular function (GO): zinc ion binding; nucleic acid binding
Source: RefSeq, a predicted model, not a curated record